AUGGCCAGGAAACGCAACGGCGGUUCGCACCAAAAGACGGACGGCGCCCACAAUACUCACCCCAAGCCUACGAUGACUACCCAUGUUCAAUAUAAGGCAAAAGAAGGACUUCAACACCAAGACCAAGCAACACAGCAAGAACGCGGCCGUAAUGGUGCACGUGGAUACGGUGGCAGGCGUGGACAUGGCGACCGGCGGAGCAUGUCGCCAAGGCGAGACAUCCAGCGCGAACAACAAUCCAAGCACCGAGACAACAGGCGCUCGCGCACCCCACCCCCGGCCAAAGAGAUCCCCGAUAGGCCAAUCAAGGUCCAAGAACUCCGCGCAAGUGCGACUGCCGACGUCGCUGGACAGGUUUCCCGGAAGCGCAAACAAGAGGCAACUGAAGAUGAUGGACUGCAUGCGAAGAAGAAAGCGCAUAACGGACCUGGAGAGAUGCAACCGACUGUAGUCGCUCACGGACGAGAACAUUUACGCGCAUCAGCAGUGGAGAAAAACAUCGAUGCAGGCAAGAAGGCCCCUAGCCUACUUGACCUCAAGAAGAUGAGCGAGGAAGCCAGGAAGAAGCUCCGUGAUGACAAGUUCAAACAGAAACCUGUUGUUCCUAGCAGAGCUGUUGUAUCGGAGACAGUCUCUCAUGAGCUAAAGAGCCCUAAGACGACACACGGUGUCAAAGACGGUUGCAAGAUCACAGCACCCGAAGCGGAGCCGGAGGCAAAGGCGCUUACUCCACGGACCCCAAGUCAGAACACCAAAGCCAGCUCGCCAAAGCACGUCGAUGCUAGCACCAAGGUCGCGACUACGAUGCCGCCCGAUACAUCCGUCACCAAGGGCGCCGCCGCCUCAACCCCAAAGUCACGGCAACCGAGCGCGGGGAAGGAAAUCCACAAGACACCAGACGCGAAGGCCAGUGAAUGCAAGGCAGGUAGUACAAAGUCAGAUCUUAGUCCUACGUCAAGGCAAAUAAUCACGCCCCCGGCUGAGCGCACUAAGCGGAAGCUCGAGGAGUUAGAGAAGCCUGAGGUAGCUCCACGCAAAAAGGCUAAAGCGAGCCACGAGGCCAUAAAGAGGCGGAACACCAAGAUCAAAAGAUCUUUGGACGAUCACCACUUGUAUGCCGGUCAGGAUCGCUUCCCAGAGGAAGGAGUUACCUUUUUCGACUACGACGUUUACAGCAUACCCCUCCUAUGCUCUCAUACGAUCAAACAUCAGUACCCAUUCGAGGUUACGAAUGAGCCUUCAGACAGGCUGAAACGAUCUUUCACUGAUGACAACGAAGUCCAUGUCUUUGGCCGUAAGAUGCUUGUUCUGCGGCAAGAAGCGCUUCGCCUAUCCAGGAAAAAGUUUUGGACAUCCGAAGACCUUGGCCGCAAAGAUGCCUCGAAAGUCGAGCCCACUAGGGAUAUCGGCGACUGUGAUCUCUAUCUUUACAAUGGGAAGGUUCACGUCGCUACCGAGCGAGGACUUCUUCUAGCAGCAGAGUACUUCAAGCUCAUCGGAGUUCUAGACACGCAGCCAGUGCGUUUCCAUGGGCACAAACCCGCUUGGAUGAGCCAAGUCACGCCCAAGCCGGAACACAGACGUGUCUUGGAAUCAUGGCAUCCUAGUGCAACCUUGAAAGAAGGCGGCUGCAUCUCGAUCACGCACAGCUCUACCGUAGUAGUAUACGAGCACGGCGUUUUCGACAUCGACUCCAACACCGGUGCGGAGUCCCGAAUGGCCUACGGUGCUCGAGAGGAUGAUGGUGUUGUUGGUUGGUUCGACUAUUCGAAAACAUGUCGUAUAGACUGGCUCAAAGACCCAGAAGAGACAAGUACAACCACACGCGACCCUACCAUCAUUGACUGGUCAACAUUUGACUAUAGUCCUCUCGCAGCUCGAGCUGCAGCUCAACAAGCGGCGCAGCGUAAGUUGAUGGCUGCAACGCAGGGAAUGGCAACAGUUUAUGCAUCCACAGCAUCACUCUCGCCGAUUACACGAACAUCGGCAUCUCCCGCGGGAAGAGCAGCGACACCUGGCAGCAAUGGCGAGCAUUACUUGUCUGAACUUGCGCUUGCAGCAGAAAGCUCGUUACAGUCUAUGAUGCAUGCUGAGUCUCCAGGUCCCCACGCAUCGCAAAAAGGAGGAAAGUCGCCACCGCCCACGAUCAAGGGUGGGCGUGUAUCGCGACAUGACAGUCCUAAUUCCCAAUCCGAACAAACCGAGGCAAAGAGUAGCAGCGAAAUAGUUGGAGACGAUGUUGUAUCUCAAGGAACCAUCGAUCCCACGUUACCGAGACAAGUCACAGACCUCAGCUCUGUCGUGACGCAAGAGACGGCGAGAGACCCGUCCUUGAGUCCCCAAAAGUCCUCAAUAGGUCUUGGCGAAUCUGAAGGAUGCCAAGUAUCUUCACAUGAGCCUACAGUACCGGUCACUAAAGCAGUGCGACCGUGCAAGACUCCGUCUAUAGUAUCUCAACGCUACGAUGUUGAGGUAGAUUGGGACGAUACCGACAUCCACGAGGACAAUGAAGCGCAAAAUCAGAGCUCGAACCACAACAAAGAGGACGAAGAGCUUUGA
This is a messenger RNA of Alternaria ventricosa, 2559 nucleotides long. RefSeq lists its product as uncharacterized. The coding region runs from base 1 to 2559 and encodes 852 amino acids. The transcript has a single exon. Lineage: Eukaryota; Fungi; Ascomycota; Dothideomycetes; Pleosporales; Pleosporaceae. The record is from RefSeq and is a predicted model, not a curated record.